Crotalus tigris (Tiger rattlesnake) is the source of this 3020-nucleotide messenger RNA. RefSeq names its product thioredoxin domain containing 9 (gene TXNDC9). The record is from RefSeq and is a predicted model, not a curated record. Gene Ontology annotation, cellular component: cytoplasm. Gene Ontology annotation, biological process: microtubule cytoskeleton organization. NCBI's taxonomy places the organism in Eukaryota, Metazoa, Chordata, Lepidosauria, Squamata, Viperidae. Bases 295 to 975 code for a protein of 226 amino acids. The transcript is spliced from 5 exons.
GGACGAACAGCAGCCAACCGCGUGAGUUGGGCCCGCAUACAAGAGGCGCUUGAACGACCGGGGAGAGGCACCGAGAGCGUUCAGCGCCUCGCCCCUCAGCAGCGGAAAGGCCCCGUUAAUGCGCCACCCAUCGCUGAGGGCCCUUCCGAAGGCUGAAGGUGGGAUCUGAGUGUUAUCGAGAUGGGGGCACCCAGGCGUUGGGUGUUGCAAGGUCUCGUGUGGUUUAUUACAAGCUAACGGAAUUAGCGCGACUCAGGACUGGUUUAAUGUGUCUGCUGCUAAUUUGAAAAGAAAAUGGAUGCAGAUACUUCCGUUGACGUAUUUUCUAAAGCCCUGGAAGCUCAGAUGCUUCAGACAGCUAAGAUUGUAGAAGAACAGCUUGAUGCUGAAAUGCAAAAAAUGGAUCAAAUGGAUGAAGAUGAACUGGAACUUCUCAAACAAAAAAGGCUUGAAGCACUCAAGAAAGAUCAGCAACAAAAACAGGAAUGGCUUUCAAAAGGACAUGGAGAAUAUCGAGAAAUCCCCAGUGAACGAGAAUUUUUUCAAGAAGUAAAAGGGAGCAAAAAUGUGGUCUGUCAUUUUUAUAAAGAUUCAACCUUCAGAUGCUUAAUAUUAGAUAAGCACUUAACAAUACUUGCAAAAAAGCAUAUUGAGACUAAGUUUAUCAAGUUAAAUGCUGAAAAAUCACCAUUUCUUUGUGAGAGACUUCACAUCAAGAUAAUUCCCACAUUAGCACUAAUAAAAGAUGGAAAAACUCAAGAUUAUGUGGUUGGAUUUACUGAUCUUGGCAACACAGAUGAGUUCACCACAGAGACUUUAGAAUGGAGAUUGGGUUACUCAGAUAUCAUCAACUACAGUGGCAACUUAAUGGAGCCGCCUUUCCAAAGCCAAAAGAAGUUUGGAACCUCUUUCACAAAAUUGGAUAAGAAAACAAUCAGAGGAAAGAAAUAUGAUUCAGAUUCUGAUGAUGAUUAGAAUUCAUGAUACAAAUAUUUGUAAACCAUUUUUCUUUUAUGUUUGAUACAUUUUUAGGAAUGUUUUAUACAGCUUUUUGCUUUCAGAACAUUUGCACAUCACACUCAUUUUCUAACAGUUUUAUAGAGCUCAUGAAAGGAAAUCUUCCUCUUAGAAAAUAAUUUCUUCAUAAAGAAAUUUGAACCCUUUUGAACUAUGUAAUAUGAGAGGUGACUUUCAAUAUUUUAUUAAUUUAACAAUAGCUCUCUAACUUGCAUCUUAAAAUUUAUACCAUUUAUCAUUAAGGUAUUAAUGAAGGACUUCUGUCAAGAAUUGUUAUUUAAACUAUUCUUGAAGUAGUGCAUUAAUAAAAGUCAUUCUAAUAAUACCAUGAGUGUGACUUUGCGUACUCUUAACUUCAUUGCACUUCAUAUUAUAAAAUUCCUGUAGUUUUUCUUUAAGUCUGCCAGCUGUGUACACCGCAUGUUAGAGCUGAAUUAGCAAUAAAUAUUACAUGACAAAUAUACUGAACUAAAAUUCUAAAAUUGAAGGACAGCUUAUAUUUUUUUAAAACAAACCACAGGAAAAAUUGAGAUUUUUAAACUGAUACGAAUACAAUUUAAUACAAUGUCUUGCACUGUUCUUCUUCACUAAUAUAUACAUUUCCUGGUGCAUCUUUUUGAAAAAUUAACAAUUCUGUAGGUAAAUAUUAAUAGCCUGGUAGGUAAAAGAAUAUUUUCCUAUAUAUCACAUGUAGAUGUCCUCCACCUGCAAAUUAUUACAUUUUAUCUUGUCUUAGGAAAAAAAUAAAUCUCACAGGAACUUAAAAUGUACAGACUAAAGCAAGUAUGGGAACUUUCCAUUCAAUCAAAUAACAGUCACUGCUGGGCACAAGAUUACUGCAACUAUCUUUUCAAGAGGAAAGAAAAUGAGAUUUAAGUUUCUUUAUAUUUUCUUCUAUGAAAGAUAAAGACAUUUUGUAGGUGAGGGGCAAAUGGAGGUAAUAUACAUCCCACAAGUAAAAUCAUGCCAGAGUUUUGGAAUCACAUUUAAGCUUUAGUUUGCUUUCUUCAAAUGUUGGAUGGAAACCUUGAAUUUCUCAAAUCACAGAAAUAAAGCAUAAGUUCAUGAGACUAGCCACAGGGCAGGGAUACAAGGCAGUGGGAGAGAAAUAACUAAAACAUGGCUUUCAGCUAGGAAGACAGGUUUCAAUGUGAGUCACUUGGAUGGGUAUAGUUUAUAAUAAGGGCAUCUGACUCUCAUUUUAUAACAUAGUUUCCAUAAUAGUUAUAAAACUUAACUGGCUUAAAAGAUUGAUAUUACUCCUUAAUGAUGUCGGUUUUAUAGUGUUCAAUUACAUUACAUUAAAAUAGUACUCCAAGUACUAUAAUCCUAAAAUAUUUUAUGUCUCCUUAGAGAUUACUUCAUUUUUCUCAAUUUGCUCUUUUUAUAUUUAUGGAUGAGGCUUAUUACAACAAAGAAGUAAAAGAGGCAUGGCUUGGAAUAUUAACCUGGUAGAUUAAAUACAUCUAUUGCCAUUUGCCAUUUGGAGAAGGAAUGAUCUGGUCCUGUCCAGGGACAGUGCUUGCUUCUCUGGAGAUGUGGCUUCUACAGUAGUCAAUAUAGCACAAUCUAAUAAUUGACAUGUCUUCCACAUUUUGCUUUUUGCUAAUCUUUUAACUUGCAAGUAUCUCAUCUGUAAAAAUGCCCCUUCUACAAUACCCAUAGUUAAGAACAUUGCAGUUAGAUUUCAUCUAUAGUCUUAAGUACCCUGUACACUGUUUCUGAUACCAUUGCAUGAUUAUUUAUCUAGAAUUAAGAAGAAAGCUCCUGGAUAUUAGGCAAUAGUGCUUCCCUGCAUUUUAAAAUUUGUUUCAAUAGAUUAUUGAUUCAAGAAAAGUAAAAUCUCUUUCUUUGAUAUGAUACUCUGGCUUUUCUGAGUGCACAUAAAAGCCAACUCAUCACCAAAUCAAAUGAAUUUUCAAGGAGGUAAUAGGAAGGAGCUAUCUUGAGAAAUACUACAAACCUUUGUACAGAAUUUCUGGCUCUUGUUGCACCCAUUUUUU